Molecule: messenger RNA, 1259 nt
Organism: Andrographis paniculata
Lineage: Eukaryota; Viridiplantae; Streptophyta; Magnoliopsida; Lamiales; Acanthaceae
Product: binding partner of ACD11 1-like
Exons: 6
Coding region: 233-1135 (300 amino acids)
Molecular function (GO): RNA binding
Source: RefSeq, a predicted model, not a curated record
GUUCCCGGUAAAUGGGACGAAGGCCACGACGACGACGACGACGAUGCCAGAUCCUUUCUACCUGAUUCAUUGAUUGAUAUUCCAACAACGAAACGAGAGUGAAUCAAAAAAUAGAUUGAGAGAAUAAUUAUAUUCAUAAUAAUAAUAAUAAUAAUGCUACUUUCUUCUGCUAUCAAUCAUGUGAUAAGAGGGUGAGGCUGAGGCCGAGGGCGAAUGAUCUUGAUCUGAAACUAUGGAUAAUAAUAAUGAAUCAGGAAAAGGCGAAAUUUCGCAGCCAACGAGUAGUUCUAAUUGGACAAUUGAUGUUUCGGAAAUUAGGACAGUUAAAGUGACCAAUGUUGCGGAAGGAGUCUCUGAAAGAGAUAUCAACAAGUUCUUUUCUUUCUCGGGACAGAUUGAGUACAUUGAGAUGCAAAGAGACACUGAGACGACAAAGGUCGCUUAUGUUAUGUUCCGGGAUUCUCAGGGAGCCGACACUGCGGCGCUCUUGACAGGAGCGACCAUAGCCGGAGUUUCAGUCUCCGUGGCGCUGUGCAAGAACUAUCAACCACCUCCGGAUGCUGUUCUCUACACUUCAAAGGCAGCAUCAUCGACAGGUUCAGCGAUGAGCAAGGCGGAGGAAGUGGUGACGGCGAUGUUAGCUAAGGGGUUUGUAUUAGGGAAGGAUGCCAUCAACAAGGCGAAGGCGUUUGAUGAGAAGCACCAGCUCACAUCUAAUGCCUCGGCUAAAGUGGCUUCCCUGGACCGGAAGAUGGGGUUGAGUCGGAAACUGAGUAUGGGGACGGCUGUGAUGAACGAGAAGGUUAAGGAAAUGGAUGAGAAGUUCCAAGUGUCUGAAAAGACGCGGACAGCGUUUGCAGCUGCCGGACAGACUGCGAGCAGCACGGGAUCUGCCAUUAUGAACAACUGGUAUGUAUCCACCAGUGCCUUAUGGUUUACAAAUGCAUUAACUAAAAUGUCGAAGAAAGCGGAGGGGGUGAGUGCGAGGACAAAGGAGAAAGUCGAGGCCGAGGCCGAGGCCGAGGCCGAGGAGGGGAAGGAGAGCUGUGAUAAAGAGGAGGCCGAGGCUAAAAAAGCCGAAGGUAAUGAAUCUCCGACUAUUCCGGUCAUUUCUGCAGAUGAGACUAAUAAAUAAGGUCAUCUAAUCAGGGUAACUGAAGUUCUUAGGUUAGACGAUAAAGUUCAUUCUUUAGUUAUUUGGGAAAACCUUAUAAGAAUGUACAUUACAUAGAUUUGAAAGAUUUUGUUUAGAAAGAAUG